ACCAUGGCGGCGGCGGCGCCUGCUGCUGCGGCGGCUUCCUCCGAGGCGCCGGCAGCGACUGCGACGGCUGAGCCCGAGGCCGGGGACGAGGACAGUCGAGAAGUCCGAGUGCUGCAGAGCCUGCGGGGCAAGAUCUGUGAAGCAAAAAAUUUAUUGCCAUAUCUUGGACCCAACAAAAUGAGAGAUUGUUUCUGCACCAUAAAUUUGGAUCAGGAAGAAGUUUAUCGUACCCAGGUUGUUGAAAAGUCUUUAAGCCCAUUUUUCAGUGAAGAAUUUUACUUUGAGAUUCCAAGAACUUUCCAGUAUUUGUCUUUCUAUGUUUAUGAUAAGAAUGUUUUACAAAGAGAUCUUCGUAUAGGAAAAGUAGCCAUCAAAAAAGAAGAUUUGUGUAACCACAGUGGCAAAGAAACCUGGUUUUCACUACAGCCUGUUGAUUCCAAUUCGGAGGUUCAGGGUAAAGUUCACCUUGAAUUAAAACUGAAUGAGCUGAUAACAGAGAAUGGAACUGUGUGCCAGCAGCUUGUUGUACACAUCAUGGCAUGCCAUGGGUUGCCUCUCAUAAAUGGACAAAGCUGUGACCCUUAUGCAACAGUUUCUCUAGUGGGCCCUUCUAGGAAUGACCAAAAGAAGACAAAAGUAAAGAAGAAAACAAGCAAUCCGCAGUUUAAUGAAAUCUUUUAUUUUGAGGUAACCAGAUCCAGUAGUUACACAAGAAAGUCUCAGUUCCAGGUAGAAGAGGAGGACAUUGAAAAGCUAGAAAUUAGAAUCGACUUGUGGAAUAAUGGAAACCUGGUCCAAGAUAUUUUCCUGGGUGAGAUUAAGGUUCCUGUGAACGUGUUAAGAAAUGAUUCCUCUCAUCAAGCCUGGUACUUGUUACAGCCAAGGGACAAUGGAAAUAAGUCAUCCAAAACUGAUGAUCUGGGGUCUCUUCGAUUAAAUAUAUGUUAUACAGAAGACUAUGUGCUUCCAUCAGAGUACUAUGGUCCUUUGAAAACGUUGCUGCUAAAAUCACCAGAUGUUCAGCCGAUAUCUGCCUCAGCUGCUUACAUUUUGGGUGAAAUUUGUCGAGAUAAAAAUGAUGCUGUUUUGCCCCUUGUACGACUGCUGCUGCACCAUGAUAAACUUGUUCCUUUUGCCACUGCAGUGGCUGAAUUAGACUUGAAGGAUACACAAGAUGCAAACACAAUUUUUAGAGGAAAUUCCUUGGCUACCCGAUGUCUGGAUGAGAUGAUGAAAAUAGUGGGAGGGCACUACCUGAAAGUCACAUUAAAACCUAUUUUAGAUGAGAUAUGUGAAUCCUCAAAGUCCUGUGAAAUCGAUCCUAUUAAAUUGAAAGAGGGAGAUAAUGUAGAAAAUAAUAAGGAGAAUCUGCGCUACUAUGUAGACAAGCUAUUCAGUACAAUUGUAAAAUCAAGUAUGAGCUGCCCCACUGUAAUGUGUGAUACCUUUUAUUCUCUAAGGCAAAUGGCUACUCAGAGAUUUCCUAAUGACCCUCAUGUUCAGUAUUCUGCAGUGAGCAGCUUUGUAUUUCUUCGUUUCUUUGCUGUAGCCGUAGUAUCACCUCAUACUUUUCAUUUGCGACCUCAUCAUCCAGAUCCACAGACAGUUAGAACAUUAACCCUCAUCUCAAAAACCAUUCAAACUUUGGGAAGCUGGGGGAGUCUGUCCAAAAGCAAGUCAAGUUUCAAAGAGACAUUCAUGUGUGAAUUUUUCAAAAUGUUUCAAGAAGAAGGAUAUAUUAUAGCAGUUAAAAAGUUCUUGGAUGAAAUUUCAUCUACUGAAACUAAAGAAUCCAGUGGUACGAGUGAGCCUGUGCACCUGAAAGAAGGUGAGAUGUAUAAAAGAGCUCAGGGAAGAACUCGGAUUGGGAAAAAGAAUUUCAAGAAACGGUGGUUCUGCUUAACAAGCAGAGAGCUCACCUACCACAAACAGCCAGGUAAAUUCAUUGAACGCAAAGAUGCAAUUUACACAAUUCCAGUGAAAAACAUUCUUGCUGUAGAAAAGCUGGAAGAGAGCUCUUUCAAUAAGAAAAAUAUGUUCCAAGUAAUACAUAUGGAGAAACCACUCUAUGUCCAGGCAAAUAAUUGUGUAGAAGCUAAUGAAUGGAUAGACGUACUCUGCAGGGUGAGCCGAUGCAAUCAGAACAGGCUCAGCUUUUAUCAUCCCUCUGCAUAUCUCAACGGAAACUGGCUCUGCUGUCUGGAGACUAGUGAAAACGCUCUUGGCUGCAAGCCGUGUACUGCAGGGGUCCCUGCAGACAUCCAAAUAGAUAUUGAUGAAGACAGAGAAACAGAAAGAAUUUAUUCCCUUUUUACCCUCAGUUUACUUAAGCUGCAGAAAAUGGAAGAGGCUUGUGGAACUAUAGCAGUCUACCAAGGACCACAGAAAGAGCCUGAUGAUUAUUCUAACUUUGUAAUCGAGGAUUCUGUAACAACCUUCAAGACAAUUCAGCAAAUAAAAAGCAUCAUAGAGAAGCUAGAUGAACCUCAUGAAAAGUAUAGGAAGAAAAGAUCAAGUAGUGCAAAAUAUGGGAGCAAGGAAAAUCCAAUUGUAGGAAAAACAUCUUAGAGUGUGACCAACUGGUUUAGAGGAACUGGAAAAUACUAUUUUUGUUGGAGUUUGUCAGUUCAUCGUUUAUUUUGUUCCUGGUAUUUAAGAAUGAACAUUGGCUUCAGUGUCACCUAUAUUCACAUUGUAUUUAAUAUUUAAUAAUUCAAAGUAACUGUUUGGGAAUCCUGCUAUUGAUGCAUUACAAGAGAAUUUGAAACUCAAGAUUCCUUCGUAUCUUAUAUGUCAAAAGCCAUGUAUCUGCAGGUUCUUUUUAAUAGAAAGAAUCUUCCUAAAGAAGCUUUGUAACAAAAGGAGAACUCCUCCAUAGCAAGAAACCAUCUCUUCUUGUAACACUCCAUGUUCUGUGGACUUUUCACUACCAUUAGUGCCUGCUCUAUACUGCCAAUGUUAUGUUUUACUAGAAAAUCCAAUCCAUGACAAUUCACAGCUUUCCAUUUAGUUCAUCUAGACCCUCCCUCUUCAAAAAGGAAAAAAAGAUUUUUCCUUCCAUCUGUUAGUCAUGACAGAUUAUAGUAGGGACUUUCGAAAACUGCCAGAGCAUCCUUGAAGGUUGGUAGAUUUUUUUGCCUAUUUAAAGAUGUAAACAGAACUCAGACAGGAGGAAUCAGGGAACAUGUACUGUUGUGUGCAUCUUGUUUACAUUUGGGAUGAGUGAUGGCAGAUAAAAUACAGUGAGACCACUAAAUUUUUUUUCAUUGUUUUAAAUAUCAGGUACUCGUUUUCUUGAUUUGAAAGUUCGAGUUAACAUGACUUGUAAGGACAUCUCUUCUGAAAAAGAAGACACAGUAGUCAGUGAAAAAAGGUGGUGGGAAAAUCACUUGACUUCACCUGUUAUUCCAUGUUAGUAUAAGGGUCACCAUAAGGACACCCUUCUCCUAGUGUGAGGGUGAGAGCUAACUCAAGAACAGUCACUAGGCGCACUUUAAUAAUCUGGGCUGCCCCAGAUUAUACUUUAGAUACUCUGUGGUAUCUAAUCUUUAUGAUCAGUUGAAUGAUCAGUGUUUAAGUCUAAAAAUAGUGCUUUCUUGAAAAUGUUUAUAUUUCAUUGCUGUUUUCUUAUUGCCUGCUAGCCAAAUGGAGUUUGGGCAAGCAACGUUUGAAUCCUCUUUUCCCCUAAUAAUUUACUUUUAUCCUAAAAACCAUAAUUGUAAAUAAGCAGUCGAAGCAAGUUGCCUCCUUGAAGUUGAGAGGGAUACACGUUGCUUCAUCAGUAUUAAAAAACAUGGUACUCUUAUUUUGUCUUUUAAAUUUUAAAAUAUUUUCUAAAUGUGGUACUUUGAACCCUGGAGUAUUUACAUAUUUCUGUUUAAAACUGUGACUUAUUAAUGUAAGUCUAGCUAGUAGUGCUUUUUUUUUUGUUUUCCUGAGCAUAAGCUAUAUAUCAGGAUACACUUUGCCAAUUAUGUUAUUGGUGAGUAAUUGUUUUUAAAUUAUAUUGUUACUAGGGAAUUUUUUUAAAGACCAUUGACACACAAUCAAAGUUCCAUAAGUGAUUAUAACUGAGCAAUGUAUUUCUCUAAAUGACUUGUGAAGAUCAUUCUGUUUUAUUUAAGAAUUGGUCCUAGUCUCCAUUAUGGUAGGUUUAUUCCUAGCCCAUUUUAAAGACGAAUAAAAUUCAUAAAUUUUAUGAGCCUGUGUGUUCCAUAAAUUACACUGAUUUAUAAAUGUGAAAGAAUUUAACAAUUUAAUAAAUUUCUCAUUGCCGAAUUUCAUUCAGAUUGAAAGUUUCUUUUAAGAAUCUCUGAGAUGCCUACCUGAAAAGGACAUGUGAGCAUUGCCAAGUACCGCUUGUUAUUCUUUAGUGGCUGUUUUAGUCCUCUGCUCUUUUUCAAGACAAAAUAAAUAUUUUUUAAGUAUUUCUAAUACCAAAUCCCCAGUCAUGAUUGCUUUUAAAGAUCAUGGCAUUGUCAAAGGGACCAAGGCUAUGUGAACACAUAACUCUGAAUUUGAAUUCACAUGACACUUUUAAACAGCCUGUUUGACUGGAAUUAAUCAACUUAAAAGAGGUAAUGUGAAAUUAAUUUUUUUUGAAAGUCUACUGAAAUAAGAGACCGUGUCAGUAGGACCCUAAGAUAACCUAGGUACUUGCUUCCAAGGGUGUCAUUCCUCUGCUGUUACUUAUGAGUACUUUGAUCAGCUACCAGAUCUGCUUUCUCUGCCUUUUCCACACUUGAAGAAAAUACAUGACAGCUCACUUCACCCUAAAAACCUGAAAACGCUUAGAAGGAGAGAAAAGAUGAUUUAGAGAAACUCUUUCCAUAAAUGCCAGUUCUGUGCUCGCUUCGGCAGCACAUAUACUAAAAUUGGAACCAUAAAUGCCAGUUCUGGUUCUUAGUUUAGCUAUUUCCAUCAGUUGCAGUUGUGAUUUGUUCCUGUUUGUUGUGGGUUUUUUAAAAGUUUGGUUUUUUAAUAUUCAUUUAAUAAAUGAUGGCAAUAGCAAAGUUUUUUUUACCCCCAGAAAUAUAAUUUAUCAAAUUGAAUGAUUUUAUUUGCCAAAGAAAUAUGUUUAUAAUGUCAUGGGUAAUGGUUAAAUGUCAAGACUAAAUUUUCCUUAUUAUUAAAAAAAAUGAUGAAUGAUAUGGCUUUUGUUUGUUUCUGAAACCUAAUUUCAUUCAUUUAUCAGAAAGGCUCUUUCAUGCCAGGUUUUAGAAAACAGGUUUUUUUCCCUUUUUUUUUUUUUUUUUAAAGUAAAAGCACCUUUAAUUUGCUCUAACGGUACAUCCUGUAAUGACAAUGCUACAAAAAGCCUUUUUGGUGUCCUUACAGUGUGCUAAAAAUACAGGACUCAUUCUAGAGUUAAAUUACCUGUCUUGACCGAUAUUAUCUGCUUCCAUUUUUAUUAACUUAGAAAUUAAUAUGUUGCUAGUAAAUAUUGAUUUUUACAGUGUCCAGUUUGAAUAUGUAAGUUAUCAAAACUUAAUGUAGUGAAUUUGUGUAACCAUGUUGUAUUGUUGAGAAUGUAUUUUUAUUUAAAUUUUAUUUUCUUAUCAAGAGUAUUAUAAAAAUUAAAAACUUUUGUAACUGUCGCUUGGAAAUAACUCAAAUAAAUUACAAGAAGCCUGUC
Neogale vison (American mink) is the source of this 5635-nucleotide messenger RNA. It is a transcript of the gene RASA2, whose product is annotated as RAS p21 protein activator 2. The transcript is spliced from 25 exons. Gene Ontology annotation, biological process: regulation of GTPase activity; intracellular signal transduction; negative regulation of Ras protein signal transduction. NCBI's taxonomy places the organism in Eukaryota, Metazoa, Chordata, Mammalia, Carnivora, Mustelidae. Gene Ontology annotation, molecular function: GTPase activator activity; phospholipid binding. The record is from RefSeq and is a predicted model, not a curated record. The coding region runs from base 4 to 2568 and encodes 854 amino acids.